AUUCCUCUCGCUUUUUUCACCCACAGCGACGGGAAAUCUGCACGACCCUGUCCUCUUGGGUACGACAUGUGUUAACAAAGGAAUUCGAGAUGCUGCAUACCUCCUUCCCCAGCACCUCUCUGCUCGUCGAACUUCCCAGGCUGGAAAACUACCUCAGAUGUUUCCGCACAGUCGAGAACUGCUAUGAACUUCGCAAGCCUUUUGAACACGAGUUGUCAACCCAGGGCCUGCCAGCUUGCGUCACCGACUUGCUCUUGGCUGCCCUCAGCAAGCACGUCGACACCUGGAUCGACGCCUUAUACAAGGAGGAGCUAAAGAGUCCCCCCAGCGCCCCCGACCCCAGGGAAGUCGUGGUGGAGGUUCCUACCGAGUGGCAAGUGUGGCAGGAAUCCCUCCGGAGAGCUGGAUUCCUCACCAACCCGAUCCUCAGUUUCCUGGCCAUCUCGUUGCACACGUAUCAGCCCAUUCUCAUGAUCGAGAUGGGAGUCGACUACCUGUACCUGGUGAUGCCGAAGCUCCUGACGGCGGCGCAGAUGCUGGUCAAACCCCUCCUGGACUUCGACGUGGACGAGGGCCUCCCGCUACAGCAGAAGGAGGAGGUCCUGCCCGGCGCCCUCAAAGCUGCGUGGAUGCUGUGCGAUCACCUGAGCGAGAUUAAUAAGCUGACCGUGAAGAGCGACCUGCCGCAGCACCUGAUCCCGCAGGAGUACCGCCACAGCUUCUCGAGCGGCCUGACCCACUGGCUGGCCCUGAGCAAGCACCUGGCCUUCGGGGAGCUGGAGCGCGAGGUGGCCCUGGACGAGUUCGUGGCGCUGGAGGACAUGGAGGGGUUCAGCCAGAGCGCCGUGGGCGUGGUGGACCUCCUGAGGGCGCUGAUGAAGCGCCUGUCGUCCGUCAGUUGGCCAGGAGGCGUCGGGCCAAGUGUGGAGACCAUGGACACCAUCGCUGGCCAUUUGCUGGAGCUCGUGUUGCAGUAUAAGGCCAAAGUGACCGACGCUUAUAACAUACGAGGAGGUUGCACUGAUAAGAUUUCUGUUGAGGUGUGUGUAGUGGUAAGAAACGUAGAGCAUGUCUGUGACGAAACGAGGAAGCAUCUCCUUCAGCUGUCCAGUAUGUGCGUGGAUCCCGAAGGGCGGCAGAAAAGCCUGGAUUUGACGGAGAGGAGCAAGCAACUCCAGUCCUAUAUUGACGAUAGCGCUGAGGAAUUGUUGAAGACGUGCCUCCCUCACCUGGAGCAGAUCCUGGAGAGGGGCGUGACGAGAGGAGGCCCCGAGAGCGUGCAGAAGGGGCUGGAGGAGGCGCUGUUCCCCGUCGAAGACCGCCUUUACUUCGCCGAGCCGCUGCUGCACGAGCUGUGGGUCCGGCUGUUCCGCCACGCUAUGCUGCUCAAGGAAGUCUACGUGAAGAGCGGAUGGCGAGAGAGACUCCGGAAGCUGCGUGAGGUGCUGACGAAGGCGCACACUUUCCUGACUGAUCAACAGGGCGUCGGAUUUCACCUGACGCAGGCGGCUACUACAGACUACGAGACGCUACAAGAGGACCUGAAGAUCCUCGGAGCGACGUCGGAGGAACUGGUGGCCCUCUACUACCACGAGCGACUCCGGCAGCAGGAGCGGGAGUCGUCCAGUGCCACUGCGCCUUUCAUAGUCGUUAACCUAGCCUUCGUGGAGACGGGUCUGCGCGUGCACGUGAUCCAGGCGCCGGGGCAGCAUCGAGGGGUGUUGGUCAAAGCGAGAGUCGAACCCAAGUACUGGUUCGCCAAGAGUGAACCCCAGAAAACCACUUUGGUGAAGGAGGACCCGGCUGUGUUCGACCAGGUUCUGGAGUUCCCUGAGGUUCUUGAGGACGUGCACGAUGCAGAGCAAGGCGGAGUCCUCACGUUGCAACUGAGGACGCCGAAGAUCAUUGGCAACAGCGUGGUUCACAGCGAGGCCAUCGUGCCCCUGAAGAACAUCCCUAGGACGUCGACGGAGGCCCUGAGCGGCACGAAGCACGUUCGACUCACGCUUACGAGGCCCUGGAAACUUAACAGCUACAGGCCCCUGGAGGCUCUGAGGACCCGCGCCCUGGACAAGGUGGCCGUGGCGAGCCUGAAGGACCUGGCGGAGCGGUGGGAGCCCGGCGACCGCUCCAGCCAGAUCCAGGAGACGCAGAAGAUCCGCGCCACCUUCGCCCGCGCCGGCAGCAUGAAGUCCCCGAGCGCCGCCGCGGGGAAGGGCGCUCGGAGGCACCACGGCGGCAGUAUGAGACUGGGCUCCGUCAAGUAGGGUCCUUUUGGGGGGGUCCGGGAGGCUGAGUUCCUUUGGGGCUCAGCGGGAUUGAGUUCCUUUGGGGCUCUGCGGGAUUGAGUUCCUUUGGGGCUCUGCGGGAUUGAGUUCCUUUGGGGCUCUGCGGGAUUGAGUUCCUUUGGGGCUCUGCGGGAUUGAGUUCCUUUGGGGCUCUGCGGGAUUGAGUUCCUUUGGGGCUCUGCGGGAUUGAGUUCCUUUGGGGCUGUGUUUUGGGGUUUCAUUGGUCAUCUCCGGGGAAUUGGGUCUCAUUGAGGUCCGAAUAUGAUCCUCCCUUUAGACUCCCUUUAAAAUUCCCUUGGGCUCCGUGGACUCAAAUCCCUUAUUGGGCUUCAGGCAAUAGAAUCCCUUUAGCCUGAUUGUGUUCCUUAGAAUGGGAUCCCCUUUUGUAAAAAAAAUAUAUAUAUAUAUAAAAAUAGUGCCUUCCAUUUCAUACCUUGGGAAAUCCUUAGACUAAAUGAAGGCGAGAUAGGAAUCCUCAGGACCAAGGCCACAGCUGAGAUCCGUGAAAUAGGAUAUUAUUCACGGAGGUUUCAGUCACGAGUGAAGGAUUCCAGGACCUUUAGACACCGACGCAGAUGGAAGAGGCCUAUUCCGUAACGAGAAGGACCUUAGGGGCGUGUCGGUCACAAGGAGAAUAGUCAGUAAAGUGCCAAUUUUUUCAUUACAAAUCUAAGGUUUAUGUUACCUGUAGAUACAUUUAAAACUUGCCGGUCAUAUGGAUAAUCUACAGUGUAAGAAUCAAAGUAAUAUAUAUAUAUAUAUAUAUAUAUAUAUAUAUAUAUAUAUAUAUAUAUAUAUAUAUAUAUAUAUAUAUGUAUGUAUGUAUGUAUGUAUGUAUAUGUAUAUGUAUAUAUAUUUAUAUAUAUUUAUUACAUAUUAAGAUUAUGGACUGUGUGUCCAACUUGGGCAUUUUAGGCUACAUAGCAGAGUGUAGCAAAGGGGUUGCUACGUAAAUGUUGGACUUGUGUUAGCAUUGUAAGGUGGGUUCUGUCAAAGGAAAAAAAAACAUAUUUUGAAUGUGGACUUGUUUCGUAAAUAUGUAUUUAACCCCGUUUGAAAUAUCUCAGUUUGCCAUGUUCAUAGUAUUGAGGAUUUAUGGGGACUUUCCAUUUUCAUUCUCAAGGGGAUGCUGAAGUAUAUACCUUGACACACAGAUAGGUGUGUGUGUGUGUGUGUCCAUAUAUAUAUACAUAUAUAUAUAUAUAUAUAUAUAUAUAUAUAUAUAUAUAUAUAUAUAUAUAUAUAUAUAUAUAUAUAUGUAUAUAUAUAUAUAUAUAUAUAUACGUGAAUUCACACAAUAUUACAAAUAUGAUUAAUCUACCAUAAUCAUCUGCAUUAUUAUAUUUCAUGAAACAAAUGAAGAGCGUUUAUCGUCUUGUUACUGUUGUUCAUUUCUGUUGUGCGACUGAUCUGUGAUACUCCGCUGAUGGGCUGAAAAGGGAAGACAAAUAUUGCAUGUUAUAAAGAAUGAUGCUUUCUGCCGUUGCUGUCUGUCGGCAAGUGUUUGUUUGUACAUAAGAUCCUUUCGUUUCUUUCCUUGAAUGAUCAAUAAAUGUUUUGGUCUUGCAUGA
Penaeus indicus is the source of this 3859-nucleotide messenger RNA. RefSeq lists its product as uncharacterized. The record is from RefSeq and is a predicted model, not a curated record. Lineage: Eukaryota; Metazoa; Arthropoda; Malacostraca; Decapoda; Penaeidae. The transcript is spliced from 13 exons. Gene Ontology annotation, cellular component: secretory vesicle. Bases 90 to 2267 code for a protein of 725 amino acids.